Messenger RNA from Eublepharis macularius, 2355 nucleotides. It is a transcript of the gene RPS6KB2, whose product is annotated as ribosomal protein S6 kinase B2. The record is from RefSeq and is a predicted model, not a curated record. Lineage: Eukaryota; Metazoa; Chordata; Lepidosauria; Squamata; Eublepharidae. Gene Ontology annotation, biological process: protein phosphorylation; signal transduction. Bases 35 to 1471 code for a protein of 478 amino acids. The transcript is spliced from 15 exons. Gene Ontology annotation, molecular function: protein serine/threonine kinase activity; ATP binding.
UGGGAAGAGUGCGGGUAAUCAGAGGACCCCUGCCAUGGCCGGCGUCUUCGACAUCGACCUAGAAACGGAGGAGGGGAGCGACGGGGAGGAGCCUGAAAUGGGGGCCGCGGAGGCGGACCCGGAUCUUCACAGCAGUGGCCCGGACCUGAUACCAGGAUAUUAUGAAGAAAUUGAAAUCUCUGAGAGUAGUGUCAACAAUGGCCUGGAUCUCAUUGGGCCCCACUGCUUUGAGCUCCUGCGCGUUUUGGGCAAAGGUGGCUAUGGCAAGGUAUUCCAGGUACGGAAAGUUCAGGGAACAAAUGCUGGGAAGAUCUUUGCUAUGAAAGUCCUAAAGAAGGCCAAGAUUGCCUGUAAUGCCAAGGAUACAGCCCACACAAAGGCUGAAAGAAAUAUCCUAGAGGCCAUCAAGCACCCCUUCAUUGUGGACCUCAUCUAUGCCUUCCAGACUGGUGGCAAACUCUACCUCAUCUUGGAAUGCCUCAGUGGUGGAGAGCUGUUUAUGCAGCUGGAAAGAGAAGGCAUCUUCCUGGAGGACACUGCCUGUUUCUAUCUGAGUGAGAUCACCCUGGCCUUGGGCCAUCUGCACUCUAAUGGCAUCAUCUACCGGGAUCUCAAGCCUGAGAACAUAAUGUUAAACAACCAGGGCCACGUUAAACUGACAGACUUCGGGCUCUGCAAGGAGUCCAUCCAUGAUGGUGCUGUCACCCAUACCUUCUGUGGCACAAUAGAGUACAUGGCCCCAGAGAUACUGAUGCGCAGCGGCCACAACCGGGCAGUGGACUGGUGGAGCCUUGGUGCCCUGAUGUACGACAUGCUCACUGGAUCGCCUCCUUUCACGGCCGAGAAUCGCAAGAAAACCAUUGAUAAAAUCCUCAAGGGAAAGUUGAUGCUUCCACCCUAUUUGACACCUGAUGCCCGUGACCUGCUGAAGAAGUUCCUCAAGAGAAAUCCCAGUCAGAGGAUUGGGGGCGGGCUUGGUGAUGCUACAGAUGUGCAGAAGCACCCAUUCUUUCGACACAUCAACUGGGAUGAUUUGCUAGCCAGGAGAGUUGACCCACCCUUCCGGCCCUCUUUGCAAUCAGAAGACGAUGUCAGCCAGUUUGACACCCGCUUCACCCGCCAGACUCCUGUGGAUAGUCCUGAUGAUGGCUCCCUCAGUGAGAGCGCCAACCAGGCCUUCUUGGGAUUCACUUAUGUAGCCCCAUCAGUGUUGGAGAGCAUCAAGGAAGGGUUUUCCUUCCAGCCCAAGCUACGAUCUCCACGGCGUCUCAAUAGUAGCCCCCGCACCCCUGUCAGCCCUGUGAAGUUUUCACCCUUUGAGGCCUUCAAGCCAAGCACAACUGUGGAACCGAUGGAACAGUCAUGCCCUCCACUCAUGCCCGUGCCAGAAGUUACUGCCCCACUGCCCAUCAAAACGCCAUCAGGCACCAAGAAGCAGAAGCAAAAGGGAAGCCGAGGGAGGGCACGGUAGUUGGGCCAAUAAGGAAGUAAUUGGACUCUCUGCCUCCUUGUGGGGCAUUGCUCUCUGCUUUCGGGACAGGGCUUGGCAGGGGAUAGAGCUGGACCACAGGGCCUCUUGAGCCCUGUCAAGGAGCAUGUGGUCUUCCCGUCUCAAGGGCCUGCCUUCCCACCCAACUGCAAGGGCCUGUGGUGCUGGUGCUUCCCCACUCUGGGGGACGAUUCUUACAUGAGGUGCUUUCAAUUCAGUAUAUAAUGAAUUAUGAUGAGAGUGGACAAAGCUUGGGGUGGGGAAAGGACCAGUCUCAAGGUACCUGCCUACAGCUGGACAUGCCCACCUCCUUCUAGCAGUGUGUUUGCUUGUGUGUGUAUUAGGAUUGGAAGUGCUUUGCUUGGGGGUCACAGUGGGGCAUCAGGGCUGGUUUCCCUCCCUGCUGCUGUAUCUGUUUCAAGGGUAUGGAAUUUGGUAGGCAAACAAAAGAGCUCUUUUACCAUUGGUGGCUGGAAAAGACCUUCUCAGUGGAGUUAAUACCCUUUCCAUGGGUCUUUAUCUGUCUCCUUUUUCUAGGAUGCACCAAGUAGCAAAAAGAAUUGCUGCCCUUUAUAUUAACCUAAUGGGCAGUACAAGGAAGGUCCUCUCCCAGGGUCACCCACCUGGCUUCAUCCCUUUGUAUCCAGGUAUUGCCAACUGAAUCAUGUUGGUUAGAAGCAUGUUCAGAAAAUGGGUGCUUGUCAAAAGGAUUAAUAGGUGGUGUUGGCACUAGUGUUCUGAUCAAUGUGAAGUACUUUGAACCCUGAAAAAUAUGUCUUGUCAAUGCUAAGUGCAAUUAUGAUGUCUAGAGCCCCAGCGACCCACUACCAGUGCAAAAGAUGUGCAGACAUGUUCCUUUUGCUUUA